Colossoma macropomum (tambaqui) is the source of this 1461-nucleotide messenger RNA. It is a transcript of the gene rasd1, whose product is annotated as RAS, dexamethasone-induced 1. Bases 182 to 979 code for a protein of 265 amino acids. NCBI's taxonomy places the organism in Eukaryota, Metazoa, Chordata, Actinopteri, Characiformes, Serrasalmidae. Gene Ontology annotation, molecular function: GTPase activity; GTP binding. The record is from RefSeq and is a predicted model, not a curated record. The transcript has 2 exons.
GCUGGGUGGGUGCAGCCCCACCCCCUCUGAGCCUCCCUCACUCCUGUGUUGUGGUGGGAGGAGCUGCCGGACCGGUAUAAAAACCCCAUCCUCGCCCUGAAGGAGUCAGAAUCAGACACUACCAGUGAGCUCAGCACUCCUAGAACCAGAGGAACCCUCGCUUUUCUCGGAACUACGCACCAUGAUUAAGAAAAUGUCACCCUCGGAGAGCGAGUUCGACAUCCCAGCCAAGAACUGUUACAGGAUGGUCAUUCUGGGCUCCACCAAAGUCGGCAAGUCGGCCAUCGUGUCCCGGUUCCUCAACGGCAGGUUCGAGGAGCAGUACACGCCCACCAUAGAGGACUUUCACAGGAAGCUCUACAGCAUCAGGGGAGAUGUUUACCAGCUGGACAUUCUGGACACCUCGGGGAACCAUCCGUUCCCUGCUAUGAGGAGACUGUCCAUACUUACAGGUGACGUGUUCCUCCUGGUGUUCAGCCUGGACAACCGAGAGUCCUUUCGGGAGGUGCAGCGCCUGAAGCAGCAGAUCUAUGAGACCAAGUCGUGCCUGAAAAACAAGACCAAGGAGAACGUGGACGUGCCGCUGGUCAUCUGCGGCAACAAGGGUGACCGCGAGUUCUCCCGCGAGGUCCAGCGAGAGGAGAUCGAGCAGCUGGUGGCCGGAGACGAGCAGUGCGCCUACUUCGAGAUCUCGGCCAAGCGCAACACGAACGUGGACCGCAUGUUCCAGACGCUCUUCACCAUGGCCAAGCUGCCCAACGAGAUGAGCCCGGACCUGCACCGCAAGGUGUCGCUGCAGUACUGCGACGUGCUGCACCGGAAGUCAUUCCGCAGCAAGAAGCUGAAGGACAACGACGCGUACGGCAUCGUGGCGCCCUUCGCCAGGCGCCCCAGCGUGCACAGCGACCUGAUGUACAUCAAGGAGAAGGCGGUGGGCGGCGGGCAGGGCAAGGACAAAGAGAGAUGCGUGAUCAGCUAAAGAGCGUCCGGCUGAACCCGUGACACACCGCCACCACGGCACCCCGCGGUUGAGCUGCAGGCUGACGGAAGCGCACGUUGUUGCCGUUUCCGGACGGCGACGUCGAGAGUGGCGCACGCACCUGCGGCGGGAGCGUGACCCCCGCCAUGCGGAAGUGCGUGUGAAUGUCCAUGAGACGUGUGAACUGUGUUCCGUUCGGUCAGAGCGCUCUGUAAUGUGGCUUUCGUUUCUCGUGAGACUCGACUACUUUAAAAAAGUAAAAUACCGUGCUUGUUACAUCUGCCUCUAUAACGAUUUCCGACAGGAGACUCCAGUGAGAAUAGCCUACUGUUUACACAUUUUGUUACUUUAUAACAAAUAACUGAACUUGAAUGUUUGUUGCUUUUGGAACAAAUUUUUAUUGUGAAUGUAUAUUUAUUCUUCUAUGUCACUGUAAACUUUUGCAAAUAGAAGAAAAUGAAAAUAAAUGAAUUUAUCAAAUA